Messenger RNA from Lepus europaeus (European hare), 2001 nucleotides. RefSeq names its product alpha-2-glycoprotein 1, zinc-binding (gene AZGP1). Gene Ontology annotation, cellular component: external side of plasma membrane. NCBI's taxonomy places the organism in Eukaryota, Metazoa, Chordata, Mammalia, Lagomorpha, Leporidae. Gene Ontology annotation, biological process: immune response. The transcript has 4 exons. The record is from RefSeq and is a predicted model, not a curated record. The coding region runs from base 43 to 975 and encodes 310 amino acids.
CACUUCCUGUCCAGUACCUUCCAGCCAGGCACAAUAGCAAAGAUGGUGCCUGUCCUACUGUCUCUGCCACUCCUUCUGGGUUCAACAGUCCCCCAGGGGACCCAAGCAGGUCCCUACUCGCUGACCUUUCUCUACACUGGGCUGUCCAGGCCCAGUAAAGGCUUCCCUAGGUUUCAGGCCACCGCCUUCCUCAACGACCAGGCCUUCUUCCACUAUGACAGCGAGAGCAGGAAGGCAGAGCCCCUGGGGCCAUGGAGCCAGGUGGAAGGAAUGGAGGAUUGGAAAAAGGAGAGCCAGCUUCAGCAGGCCAGGGAGGAAAUCUUCCUGGAGACCCUGAAAGACGCCAUGAACUAUUACAAGGAAAGUGCAGGGUCUCACACCUUCCAGGGAAUGUUCGGUUGCGAGCUCCAGAAUAACAGAAGCGGUGGAGCAUUCUGGAGAUACGCCUACGAUGGAGAAGACUUCAUCGAAUUCAACAAGGAAGUCCCAGCCUGGGUGGCCUUGGACCCAGCAGCCCUGAACACCAAGAAAAAGUGGGAGGCAGAAAAAGUCUAUGUGCAGCGGGCCAAGGCGUACUUGGAAGAAGAGUGCCCGGGGAUGCUGCAGAGGUACCUGAACUACAGCAGAACUCACCUGGACCGACAAGAGCCUCCCUCCGUGACAGCCUCCAGCCAUAUGGCCCCAGGACAGAACAGGACCCUCAAGUGUCUGGCCUAUGACUUCUACCCACAAGGAAUUGGUCUGCACUGGACUCGGGCUGGGGAGAUGCAGAAGUUGGAGUUGGAGAGACGCAUUCUCCCCAGUGGAAAGGGCACUUACCAGUCCUGGGUGGUGGUGGGAGUCCCCUCUCAGGACCGAGCCCCCUACUCCUGCCAUGUGGAGCACCGUAGCCUGGCCCAGCCCCUCACAUUGCUCUGGGAUGAGAGGCAGACAGCAAGCGCUGAAGACAAAGUGAAGACCCCACGGCCCCAGUAGCCAUUCUUUCUGCCUGACAUGAGAGAGCAGAACAUUAGAUAUCACCAUCAAUGUCAUCAACAUAAAGAACAGGUGAUGGGUCUGGAAACAGAGGCUUGGAUGCCAGGCACGAGAUGAUUCUCCCUGCCAAACACCUCAUCCCACAGCUUCCCCCUCCAUUGUCUAAUCUGGAAAACCUAAUUCACAGUCAUCUCCUUGGGUAGCCCAACAAAGAAAGGUAUUUUUAAACUCUAAAAUGCUGUAAAAAUAUGCCUCAACUGUAUCAUCCAUCCUAUCCCCAAGCAUUUGAUUCAUCUGAAAGUCUUGGUACUCAAAGUGAUGUUCACAGGGCAUCUUGACCCAGGGUAGCCUAGGCAUCGUUUGGGCCACUUAGUCCCUGGGCGUUGUUCAGGUGCCCACUGCUAACAUCUAUGAAUAUGGCGGUGGCCUGUCUGGCUGGGAGGUCCUACAACUCUGUAGCCUGUUUAACACAAACUCAAAGCUCUUCUGUGCCUCAGUUUCCCCAGAACUCCCUUGCUCCCUGUGCGAUACAGCCCUCCACUCUACCUGCCUAGCCUUUCCCAUGCCACGUUGGCCUUGGACCACACACAGCCAGGGCUUAUUUGACAGGCCUUAUCUCUCUAGGGCACACUUCCAGAGAAGUGGGAGUCAACCCCACAGCUCUUGGGCUCCCUCCAAAUCCGUCUGAGUGUGGUUCCUCAUCUGAGUCACCCCCCCCCCAUCAUUCAAAGUUCACAUCCCAAUGACAGAGUGGAACUCUCACAUCUGACUUUUCUGUUAAGCUUCUCCUGGCUCUGGCUGUGUCUUUUCUUCUUAUGUGAAAAGAACUUCCUAUUGCAUCCUGGUCCUCAGCCUCCCACUCUGGAUAGCUCCAGAAUCAGUCCUCCACGUUGAAUUUCUUGAAAAAAUCAUUUCCAGACUUCAGAAUCUUUAAUCAACCACCUUAUCUUUAUUAUUUGAAGGCUAUGUUUUUUUUUAAUAUAUCCCCUGGGUCCAAUUUGAAAAAUUAAACCUGAGAAACCCACA